CACAAUUUAUUUGUCAUUUGUUUUUAUUUAUCUACAAAAUCAGCCAUUUUCUACUUUGGAAGCGGCAAUCAAACUUGCUUGGCAACUGCUUCCUGCAUGCACAUAUAGAAGUGUCAUCUAGUGGUUGCUGCAUGCUAAACGCGGUUACUCCAGAUGCGCACAUUUCCUCGAAUCAGUGAUUGUGCUCUUCAGUGCCUGGACUUUCAAUUGUGAUUGUUUUCUAUUGCCAACUGCCAAAUUUUGGAGUUCUGUCAUAUUGCAAAUGUAAGCCAUUUACAUUUUUGCUAUGCCUCGUAUGUCAAAACACAGUGAAUGGGUUAGGCAUGAGCAUCAAAGAGACUCUCAAGAGCCCUCCCCCUCAAUGUGAGCAAUCCUAUUGCAGUACAUGUUCAGGGCCUUGGAAAUCACAUUGACUUCAAUUAUCUCACAGAAUAGUGAAGAAACGAUAAACUCGGGUUUACAGUUUGAUGCAACUCUGUCAGCUAUUACUAUUAACUCGUGCUCAAAUUGCAACAGAGCUUUUCCAGAUACGAAAGUCAACAGAUCAGGAAGAUGUAAUCACUGCGAAAAAGAUCCCUUCAAGUUCUCUGCUAGAAAUAAUAUGAAUCCUGGAGAAGUACCACCCAGAUUGCAGGGUCUAACUUAUAUUGAACAGAUGCUUAUUGCUCAAAUUCAUCCAAGAAUUACUAUAUAUAGAAUCAGAGGUGCUCAAUAUUCAUACAAUGAUAAUGUGAUAAAUUUUCACCAGAGUAUAGAUUCCUUUAUUACAGAGCUUUCUGUUGAUCCUCAAUCUUUAGUAACAACAAUAGUUUUUCAGAAAGAAAUGCAUGCUGACAUGGCAGAGCUUCAUGCUCAUGCUGAUAAACUGUGAUCCGCUCUUAAGUGCAGAAACAUAAAAAUAAGUGAGAGAAAUCUCAGAGCUAUAUCCUCCAAUGGCGAUAUUGGUCAACUUUCUUCUCUCUCUUGAGAUUGAUUCAGAACAAGAGACGUUGACAUCAACACUUGAACCCGGUAUACUGAUCGGAUAGUAUUCCUCCAAACUUUGAAACUCUCCCUU
Centruroides sculpturatus (bark scorpion) is the source of this 1057-nucleotide messenger RNA. RefSeq lists its product as uncharacterized. Lineage: Eukaryota; Metazoa; Arthropoda; Arachnida; Scorpiones; Buthidae. The record is from RefSeq and is a predicted model, not a curated record. The transcript has a single exon. The coding region runs from base 386 to 871 and encodes 161 amino acids.